Medicago truncatula (barrel medic) is the source of this 303-nucleotide messenger RNA. Its product is annotated as extensin. The record is from RefSeq and is a predicted model, not a curated record. The transcript has a single exon. Lineage: Eukaryota; Viridiplantae; Streptophyta; Magnoliopsida; Fabales; Fabaceae. Bases 1 to 303 code for a protein of 100 amino acids.
AUGCCAAACAACAACUAUCCACAACUAACACCACCAAGUCAUGGCCAGCAGCCACCAUAUUAUUUCAAACCACCUCCAUAUUACUACAAGACCCCACCUCCACCAUCUCCAUCACCACCACCACCACCACCGUAUGUUUACAAAUCUCCACCCCCACCAUCUCCUUCACCUCCUCCACCUUAUGUCUUUAAGUCACCACCACCUCCUUCGCCUUCACCGCCACCUCCUUAUAUCUACAAGACUCCACCUCCACCUCCACCAUCUCCUUCACCUCCUCCAUAUCAUCCCUACCGCUAUAACUAA